Molecule: messenger RNA, 906 nt
Organism: Ruditapes philippinarum (Manila clam)
Lineage: Eukaryota; Metazoa; Mollusca; Bivalvia; Venerida; Veneridae
Product: histone-lysine N-methyltransferase SETMAR-like
Exons: 3
Coding region: 1-906 (301 amino acids)
Molecular function (GO): nucleic acid binding
Source: RefSeq, a predicted model, not a curated record
AUGUCUACCUCAGAAAAACGUACGGAGCAGCGGGCAGUUAUAAAAUUCUGUGCGAUGUCUGGAAUGACUCCGACUGAUACCUGGAAGUUUUUGAAUCAGAAGGAGGGUGUUCAUAAUUGUUCUAGGACACUUGUGUUUGACUGGCACAAGCGUUUUAGGGAAGGUCAGACGGAAAUUACCGAUAGUGCACGAAGCGGAAGACCGGGUAACGAUCAGCGCUUAAUCCAAGAUGUGAAGGACGUCAUCGCCAAAGAUCGGAGAAAGUCGAUUGAUUAUAUACCGCCGGGCUUUGUCAUAGAACUGUUACUUACAGAUGAAAACAAAGCAACCCGUGUAGACGCUUCCCGAGAAUUUUUACGGCGAUGUGAUAGAGACGGCGAACGAUUCCUAAGGCGUAUUAUCACUACGGAUGAGACGUGGGUGAACUUUUACGUCCCGGAGAGUAAACGAGAGUCGAUGGUGUGGAAGCGACCUUCAUCACCUCCCCCCCAAGAAGGCGAAAACAUGCAAGCCGGCAAAGAAAGUUAUGUUGUGCGGGGGGAUCUAACGAACGCUAUCAGGAAAAAGCGAGCAGGGUGCGACGUCGAAAAUUUCAUUUUUCAUCAAGAUAACGCUCCAGCACACCGCGCAGACGAGACACUCCUUACUAUUGACUUCUUAGGAUAUGAGCGGCUACGUCAUCCCCCUUAUAGCCCCGAUCUCGCCCCCUUAGACUUUUGUGUUUUCCCUAGACUGAAAGCAGAUUUGAGGGGUCGGAGUUUUGAUACAGAAGAUGAGAUCAAAUAUGCCGUGAGGUCCGCAAUAAGAAGUUACACUCCAGAGUGGUAUGCAGACAUUUACCGGAAGUGGGUACAGCGGCACAGUAAGUGUAUUGAACACAAUGGGGACUAUUUUGAAAAAGCAUGA